AUGGACAGCAAAAAGAGAAUGGGGGAGGAACACCAACUCCAAGAAGCUGGAGAUGAAUCCUUGACUACACAACCGGAGUCUUGGCAGAUCCAUUAUGAGAAGUCAUGGCUCCACCAACGUUGCUCUUCGUUGUUACACCGCGACAAGCAGGCCCAGAAGACUGGGCAGCUCUUCUCCGGACUUCUAGCCAUGAAUGUAGUAUUUCUUGGCAGUGCAUUCAUAUGUAGUAUGCUUUUCAACAAAGUAGCCAUUACCAUGAGAGAUGUCUGUAUUUUCCUGUGCAUCCUCAAGAUCUUAUCCUUGAGCUGGAUAGCAUAUUACUUGCUGUUCACUAGAAGGAAACCAUUUGCCAUCUUGUAUCAGGAUGCCCAUGCAGGAGCUAUUUGGAUUAGAGCAAAUCUUGUGAUCUGGAACUCUCAUAGCCACCUUCUGCAUAAUCCUUCAUUUUCCCUUUCUUGCUCAGGUAAUUUGACGUACUCAUGCAAGGACUCAAGCGUGACCAUCUGCAAGAUCUUCCAAAAAGGAUAUAUUCUGUUAUAUCCCUUCAAUACAGAAUAUUGUUUGAUCUGUUGCUCCAUGCUGUAUGUCAUGUGGAAAAAUGUGGGCCGGCGCAUAAUUCAGAGCCAUAUCUCUGGAACCCAGCCUAGAUUCAAACUCCAUGGCAUCAUUUGGGGGCCUUUGCUUGGUAUCGCUGCAAUAAUUAUUGGGAUUUGCAUUUUCAUGAUCUAUCAAAUCCAAGUCACCAGUUCUUUCCCUAGUCCUAUGUCAUUCAUACUGUACUAUUCCUACUACAUUUGUUUAUUGCCUGUAAUGACUGUGGCAGCUUUGGCUGGAACUGUUAUCCAUGCCUUAGAAGAGAGAGAGCUGGAUACCCUGAAAAAUCCAACCAGAAACCUUGAUGUCAUCCUGCUCAUGGGAACAGCCUUAGGCCAAAUUGCCAUUUCGUAUUUUUCCAUUGUAGCCAUUGUGGCCACUCAUCCAAUAAGCAUGUUGAACAGCAUCAUUCUAGCCUAUUCAAUAAGCCUCAUCAUUCAACACAUUUCCCAGAAUAUCUUCAUCAUUGAGGGGCUCCACAGGAAACCACUACUGAUGAAGAAAUGUGAAGACAGCUCCCCAAACAUGAAUAACCUAGAGACAAGACAGAAAAAUCAGUCUGUUUCAUGGACUUACAUCACGGCCUACAGGCAUCUGAACUGGAAAAGAAGAGCUCUGAAGGAGAUCUCCAGCUUCCUGAUCAUGUGCAAUAUCAUUCUGUGGAUUAUGCCAUCAUUUGGAGCACAUCCAGUAUUUGAGAAUGGAAUAGAGAAGUCAUUUUAUGGCUACUCCACCUGGUUUGCCAUUGUCAACUUUGGGCUUCCAUUGGGUGUGUUCUACAGAAUGCAUUCUGUUGGUGAUCUUCUGGAGGUGUAUCGCUCUGCCUGA
Molecule: messenger RNA, 1422 nt
Organism: Thamnophis sirtalis
Lineage: Eukaryota; Metazoa; Chordata; Lepidosauria; Squamata; Natricidae
Source: RefSeq, a predicted model, not a curated record